Conger conger (European conger) is the source of this 654-nucleotide messenger RNA. RefSeq names its product dispanin subfamily A member 2b-like. The coding region runs from base 65 to 421 and encodes 118 amino acids. The record is from RefSeq and is a predicted model, not a curated record. Gene Ontology annotation, cellular component: plasma membrane. NCBI's taxonomy places the organism in Eukaryota, Metazoa, Chordata, Actinopteri, Anguilliformes, Congridae. The transcript has 2 exons.
GCAAGGACGCGAUUCGCGACAACUUGCAGCCAGUUCAGAGCAGAAUCACUUUGGGAAGGAGAACAUGCAAAACCCACCGGAAGCCGUGCCGAUCAAUUCCUACGGCUACGAGCCACCGAAGACCUACAAUGGGGCGCGAUUUAGCUCGAAUCCGCCACCUCGGGACUAUGUUCUCUGGUCCCUGUUCAACUUAUUCUACAUGAACGCGUGUUGCCUUGGAUUUGGGGCUCUUUACUUCUCAAUACAGGCCAGAGACCGAAAAGUGGUCGGCGACGUCGAAGGGGCGCGAGGAUACGGGCUCAAGGCGCGCCGCCUCAACAUCGCGGCGCUCUGUGUCUCCCUGGUGGUCUUCCUCAUCAUCAUCAUCAUUCUUGCUUCGCGCGCCCAUGCCUUAUCGCAUAUGAUGCAUGGUGGGAAUUAACGGAGGCAAUUUGCUGAUAAGAAGCUUCGUUACUUAAUGACCUUUUUCCUCUGCAUUCUGAUGCAUUAUAGCCCUGCUACCAAUUUCUAUUUUUCAUAUGCACUCGUCUUGGUGCCAUUAAAAAAAAAAAAAAAUCAUAAUAAUGAUUUUUUUAAAAAACUUUUGGUUAAUAUUCUUUGCUAUUAUUAAGAAAUGCACAUUUUCAUAAAAUGUUACUUUUUAACCUGUUUAAA